AGGACUGUUUCUCUGACCUUAGCACAUGGAUUUCAAGACUUCAAAUGAAGAGACAAAGACCGGGAUUUAUUUGCUUCAAGAUGGUAGCGAGGAGCCUUUCAAUAUCCGUCUGCACCUGGCCAAAGAUCUUCUCACCAUUCAAGAGCAAGACGUCAUCUGUGUGUCUGGAGAACCGUUCUACUCGAGCGAAAGAACAGUAACGAUCCGUCGGCAGACAAUCGGAGGGUUUGGGUUGAGCAUCAAGGGUGGUGCCGAACACAAGAUCCCUGUUGUUAUAUCUAAAAUAUCAAAAGAACAGAAGGCUGAGCUUUCCGGACUUCUGUUUAUUGGAGAUGGAAUUCUCCAGAUAAACGGCAUUAACGUGAGGAGUUAUCGCCAUGAAGAAGUGGUGCAGGUUCUGCGAAAUGCAGGUGAGGAAGUGACUCUGACCGUGUCUUUCCUGAAGAGGACGCCUGCAUUUCUGAAGCUGCCGCUGUGUGAGGACUGCUUAUGUACGUCUGGGAUUGGACACGCUAUAUUCACCGGUAUACCAAGUGACCAGAGCAGUGGAACAUCGUCUCCACUGUGUGACAGCGGCCUACAUCUGAACUACCAUCCCAACAACACAGACACAUUGUCUUGCUCAUCUUGGCCGAUGUCUCCGGGGUUGCGCUGGGAGAAGAGAUGGGUGGAUCUUCGUCUCAUACCUCUCUUGCAUGCACGUCUGUCCCAGUACGUCCCAGGUUCUGACAUUUGCAGGCAAAAUGCCUUUCAAGUUAUUGCAGUGGAUGGGGUGUGCAGCGGGGUAAUUCAGUGCCCCAGUACUGAUGAAUGCACCGAAUGGCUGCAAGCAAUAGCUUCAAACAUUUCUGCCCUCACCAAGCACAACGUGAAGAAGAUCAACAGAAACUUUCCAGUAAACCAACAGAUUAUAUUUAUGGGCUGGGUGGAUGAGAAGGAACAAGAUUCUGUUCAGGACCGAAUGUACACACCAAAGUUUCUUGCCUUGAGGGGUUCGUCUCUCUUCAAAUUCUCUGCACCUCCAGUCACCACCUGGGACUGGACCAGAGCCGAGAAGAGCUUCACCGACUACGAGAUCAUGUUCAAGAUCCUGAAGGACAUUGAGCUGGUGGACAAGCGGAAGCACUGCUUCAGCGUUCAGACGGACUCGGGUGAGGACAUCUUCUUCAGCGUGGAGCUGGAGUGUGAGCUGCUUCUGUGGGAGAAAGCCUUUCAGAUGGCCACCUUCUUCGAAGUGGAGCGAAUACAGUGUAAAACAUACGCUUGCAUCAUGGACAGUCAUCUCAUGGGACUCACCAUCGAUUUCAGCAUGGGCUUCGUCUGCUUCGAUGCUGCCACAAAGGCCGUGCUGUGGAGAUAUAAAUUCUCUCAGCUGAAAGGAUCAUCAGAUGACGGCAAGAGCAAAAUCAAGUUCCUGUUCCAGAAUCCAGACACAAAACUUAUUGAAGCAAAGGAGCUGGAGUUUUCCAACCUCUUCGCGGUCCUCCACUGCAUCCACGCUUUCUUCGCCGCCAAAGUGGCUUGUCUGGAUCCCAUGUUCGUGAGCAGCCGAAACACCACCAUGGUGUCGGCCACUUCCACCUUAACCGCCCCGUCACAGAUCUCCAAGCUCAAAUACACCAGCUGACAGACUCCAGCGACCUAUCUUCUCCUUCCAGACUUUGAGAACGUAGGAUGAGAGGAACCAGCACUGAUGAACGAGUGGACAUCCACUUUAAAACAAACAAUUCAAGUAUGUGAGAUUGAAAACCUGGCUAUAUUCUCCAGACGGGAAUCAGACUCAAAUUUGAAUGUUCGCUGGAUGAAUUUAAAACAUUUUAGCAUCAUUCAUCCAGCUGAUAAUCUUUGAGCUGUGGUUGCCAGGUCAUUCGAAAAAUGGACUCUUUCCUUUUGAUAUUGCGGUGUAUCUGUUUGCAUUCAAAUGAUAUUAACACUUCUUGGUGUGUACUUUUAGAACAUUAUUUAAUCUGGUUAUUGACUGGAAUGGACCUGUUGUGAAAGUGCAUCAUCUUCUAGCGCUGCGUUUUCUCAAACAGUUAACAAGGACAAAACCAGCCAUCUUAAAUAUACACUGACACAAAAACAAACUUCUGAAUGUUUGAUAGCUAUUCAAUAUUUGGCAGCGCAGAAGCUGUUGUUUUGGUCCAGAAUGUUUUAAGUCACUUAAAUUGAACAUCAGUUUUUAAAUCAGUUGAAAAACGAUUUAAAUGGCGCCCCGUCUGACUGCCUAGAGAAACAGACUGGAGAAUGUGGGACUUAUUUUCAUAUUCCUAUUUUGAUACUUUAUUAAAGGAUGAAUCACGGAGGUGAAGAUGAACUGGAAUUGUAUGACGUGACUGUAUGAUGCACAUUUUAACUUUCUCAAGGGAACGACAAGCUAAUCAACGAAGUGAUUAUCUUUUUUUUUUUUUUUGGCCAUUAUCUAAGAUACAUAUAUUAGUGUAUAACUAGUCAUUUUUGCAGUCAAAAUAUGUCACUCUUUUAACCUGAUAAAGUCAACAUGAAAUGAAAACAGACCCUAUUUACUAAAAAUUAGUGCUGUCAAAUGAUUAAUCGCGAUUAAUCACAUCCAAAAUAAAAG
This is a messenger RNA of Carassius auratus (goldfish), 2581 nucleotides long. Its product is annotated as gamma-1-syntrophin-like. The record is from RefSeq and is a predicted model, not a curated record. The coding region runs from base 26 to 1627 and encodes 533 amino acids. Gene Ontology annotation, cellular component: intracellular anatomical structure; dystrophin-associated glycoprotein complex. Gene Ontology annotation, molecular function: protein binding; structural molecule activity. The transcript has 17 exons. NCBI's taxonomy places the organism in Eukaryota, Metazoa, Chordata, Actinopteri, Cypriniformes, Cyprinidae.